Molecule: messenger RNA, 734 nt
Organism: Bacillus rossius redtenbacheri
Lineage: Eukaryota; Metazoa; Arthropoda; Insecta; Phasmatodea; Bacillidae
Product: glycine-rich protein 3-like
Exons: 2
Coding region: 31-321 (96 amino acids)
Source: RefSeq, a predicted model, not a curated record
AGGAUCUGCUGACCUGCGCCGGCCGACGCCAUGUGGUCCAGGAGUCUGGCCUGCUUGGUGGUGGUGGCUGCACUGCUGGGCACCUUCGGUCUGGCCUACCCGCAGGGCUACGGCGGCUACGGCGGCUACGGAGGGGGAUACCGCCCGGGCUACGGCGGCUACGGCGGCUACGGUGGCUACGGGGGCAACCGCCCCAGCUACGGCGGCUAUGGUGGAGGCUUUGGAGGCAACCGCCCGGGCUACGGCGGCGGCUACGGUGGGGGAUACCGCCCGGGUUACGGCGGCUAUGGCGGCUACGGCGGUUACGGCGGCUUCGGCUAGCGCUGAAGCACAUGACAAGCACUAGUCUCCCCUCCACCGCUGCCGCCACGAUGCUGUGCGUCCACCGAACAAUCUGCACUAGGGGCCAUGAGCUAGUUCUUUGGACACGCGACAUCAGUGCUUGCCAUUCAACUAAACAGUGUCCUGGUUGCGAAGAAUAUGUUGCGCAGAUAAAGGCCCAACUUUUCAAAAGUUAAUGAGAAAUAAGAAUCUUAAAACAAAAUAAUACAUUUUAUACUAUUGUACUUUCCUUGAAUAGGUGUUAUACAAAAAUAUAUUUUUUCCCAUGAAAAUUGUUAAUAAAUACUUGGAAAUUUAUUAAUUUCAUGUAUUAAUCUACUGAUUCAAUAAUUGGGCUAAUUUCAUACCCUUCAUUUUUUAACAGGUUAUUUUCAAUAAAUAAUGGAAUUGUA